This is a messenger RNA of Rhizophagus irregularis DAOM 181602=DAOM 197198, 547 nucleotides long. The record is from RefSeq and is a predicted model, not a curated record. Lineage: Eukaryota; Fungi; Glomeromycota; Glomeromycetes; Glomerales; Glomeraceae.
AAACGUAUGAAUUUUAAUAUACUGUAGAAUAAUACGUAUACCGUAUCCUUUAUUUACAAUAUUUUUGUAAACCGUAUACAAAAUACUGAUAUACAGUAGAAAUGAUAUACGUUAUAGACGUAUGAAUUUAAUAUACCGUAUCACACAGUAUGUUUACCGUAUACUUUAUUGUAUUUUUUACUAAACACAUUUUGUGAACAGUAUACAUUAUACUGAUAUGGCGUAUGUAAAAAUGCAAACUGUAUUAAAAAUACAUGAAAUUCUUCCAAAUGAACAACCUAAUGAUUCAAAUUCUUUUAAUAGCGAAGAGGAAAUAGAUAUUAAUAAGUCAACUAUGAACAAAAAUUACAUAAUGAAGAUAUACUUAUAUACUUUACAUUAUUCCUUCCAUUUAAAUAAUAGAUCAAAAGUUUCCAUUAGCAAAAGGGUAAAUGUUAAAAGGUCAAAAGAUAGAAUGAAUGCUCGAAGUAUGCGUGAUGAGCUAUUAAAACACGUUAAAGCUGGUGAACUUGAAGAAGAGGAUAUCCCAAAAGUCAAUACCAUAUAA